GUGCAGUGUGCCCGCCAUAAUCGGGGGGGAGGGGGGGGUUGAAGGGUUGCAGUGGAAGUUGUGAACGACCCGAGAAAGGGGUAAGAGCGGCGAGAGGAGUGCGUGGUACCACCGGUGGACCGGCUGCACAUCUCAGCGAGCAAUUAUCUUGUUCUUGGCUGCUGCUAAUAUCGGCCCCGGACAGAAAUGUCGAGAAGACGGCACAGUGACGAUAAUGACGGGCAACCUCACAAACGGAGAAGGACAUCUGAACCAAUUGAAAUUGAAGAUCGGUUGGAAUCUUUGAUAUGUCGUGUAGGAGAAAAGAGCACAUCUUCGUUGGAGAGCAACUUGGAAGGUCUAGCCGGAGUUUUAGAAGCUGACCUGCCAAACUAUAAAAGUAAAAUCCUAAGAAUACUUUGUGCAGUAGCACGACAGCUUCCUGAAAAGUUAACUGUGUACACAACACUGGUGGGGCUAUUAAAUGCAAGGAACUACAACUUUGGUGGAGAAUUUGUUGAAGCUAUGGUUAGACAACUCAAGGAAACUUUGAAAACUAAUUUAUACAACGAGGCAGUUUUUGCUGUACGCUUCCUGUCUGAUCUUGUGAACUGCCAUGUGAUUGCAGCUCCUUCAAUGGUGGCAAUGUUUGAAAACUUUGUCAGCGUAACGCAGGAGGAAGAUGUACCGCAGGUACGCUGUGACUGGUAUGUGUAUGCAGUACUCUCUUCUCUGCCCUGGGUUGGAAAGGAGCUGUAUGAGAAAAAGGAUGUAGAGAUGGAUCGAAUCCUGUUACAGAUCGAAAGUUUUCUGAAGAGACGCCAAAAGCAUCACGUACCAAUGUUACAGUGCUGGACUGCUGAACAACCUCAUCCACAGGAGGAGUACUUGGAUUGCCUUUGGGCGCAAAUUCAGAAAAUGAAGAAAGAUCGUUGGCAGGAGAAACACAUCUUGAGGCCGUAUUUGGCUUUUGACAGCGUACUCUGUGAGGCUUUGCAACAUAACUUGCCACCUUUCACUCCACCUCCUCACACAAAAGACUCCGUCUACCCUAUGCCACGAGUCAUUUUCAGAAUGUUUGACUACACAGAUGCCCCUGAGGGCCCAGUAAUGCCUGGUAGCCACUCUGUUGAGAGAUUUGUAAUUGAGGAGAAUCUGCACUGCAUCGUCAAAUCUCAUUGGAGGGAAAGAAAAACAUGUGCUGCACAGCUGCUUAGUUAUCCUGGAAAAAACAAGAUUCCUCUGAAUUACCAUAUAGUUGAGGUUGUCUUCGGAGAGCUUUUCCAGUUGCCCUCACCCCCUCACAUUGAAGUCAUGUAUACAACACUGUUGAUUGAACUCUGCAAGCUGCAGCCUGGCUCUUUACCGCAAGUGCUUGCACAAGCUACAGAGAUGCUAUAUAUGCGGAUCGAUACUAUGAAUACAAUUUGCAUAGACAGAUUCAUCAAUUGGUUUUCUCAUCAUUUGAGUAACUUUCAGUUCAGAUGGAGCUGGGAUGAUUGGUCUGAUUGUUUGGCUUUGGACCCUGACCAAGCCAAACCAAAGUUUUUGCGUGAAGUGUUGGAAAAAUGCAUGAGGCUUUCCUAUUAUCAAAGGAUAGUGGAUAUUGUACCUGAGAACUUUGCAGCUUUGUUACCAGCAAAUCCACUGUGUAUUUACAAGUACGGUGAUGAGAGCAACAGUUCUCUGCCUGGUUAUGCUGUGGCUGUCAGUGUCUGCAGUGCUAUUAAAAGCAAAGCAAGCAAUGAUGAGAUCUUGAGCAUACUAAAAGACCUACCAAAUCCUAAUCAAGAGGAUGAUGAUGAUGAUGAAGGAUUCAGCUUUAAUCCUCUGAAGAUUGAAGUUUUCGUGCAGACUUUACUUCACUUGGCUGCCAAAUCCUUCAGCCAUUCCUUCAGUGCUUUGGCAAAGUUUCAUGAAAUUUUUAAGACUUUGGCUGAAGGUGAUGAGGGCAAGCUGCAUGUACUAAGAGUCAUGUUUGAUGUUUGGAAGUGUCAUCCUCAGAUGAUGGCCAUGUUGGUUGAUAAAAUGAUCAGAACACAGAUUGUAGACUGUGCAGCAGUAGCAAACUGGAUCUUCUCUUCAGAAAUGGCACACGAUUUCACUAGGUUGUAUGUCUGGGAGAUUCUUCACUCCACCAUCCGAAAGAUGAACAAACAUGUGCAAAAGGUCCAAAAGGAGCUUGAAGAGACGAAAGACAAACUGGAUAAACAGCACAAAAGACGAGACAGUGAUGAUGACUAUGAUCAGAACAGUGAUGAAGAUGAAGAUGGUCCUUUGGAAGAACAGAUUGAACGUCUUCAGGAGAAGGUUGAAUCUGCUCAAAGUGAGCAGAAAAACCUCUUCUUAGUAAUUUUCCAGCGUUUUAUAAUGAUCCUGACAGAACAUCUUGCAAGGUGUGAAACUGGUGGGAUUGAUUUUAAUACACCUUGGUAUAAGAACUGCAUUGGACGUUUACAGCAAAUUUUCCUCCAGCAUCACCAAAUCAUUCAACAGUACAUGGUCACUCUGGAGAAUCUGCUGUUCACAGCUGAGCUGGACCACCAUAUACUAGCCGUCUAUCAGCAGUUCUGUGCUCUUCAGUAGUCACGAUUGUGUGCUGCAGCUGUAUUUUCCAAACCCACCAUUUUUUGGCACUUCUCUCAGUCUUUCAUCAGUGAAUACAAGCAACACCCUUGUACCGAUAAUACCUUUUCUGAAGCUUUUUGCCCAGUUAUCUGUGAAAACCAUGGAGCAUGAAGAAAGUUGCCAUUCACAUUAGAAAGGAUUCCUCUCCUCAAAACAAACAAAUAGACUUUAAUAGUUAGAGACUGUAGAGGCUCAAGAGAUGAACAUACAUGUUUUGAUUUAAGUCUUUGAAAUUGACCUAAGUUUUAAAUUUGCUUUGUACUUCAUCUGGUUUGGUUUUGGAUACAGUGUAACACUGCAUCUUGCUAAUUAAUACCUGCUCUAUCCUUAUGAUCUACCUUCCAGUUUGUACAUUUAAGUUGCAUGUUGUAACUUGUCUGAAAUUGUGUUCCUUGAUAGUAGACCAAAGUUUUGAAUUUAGACGUUGUAUUGUGUUCUUUUGGUUCUAGUAACAGCAAAUAGGUAACUCUACUGAUAUCAAUGGGACUGAAAUUUAUUUGGGAUACUGUCCUUUUUUUAAAAAAAAAAAUGAGAGGGUAUAUUGUUUUAAAAUUUUAUGCACCCAUCCAAGUCACACAUAGAGUGGGAAAUGGAGAGAUGAAGCUACCACAUGGUUGAAAAAACUAAUGAAUAUUUUUUAUAAAUCUAAUGAAAAUGACUGAAGGCCGAUAACAAUGUUGUAAUUUAUUGGGUCCAGUCACUGUUAAGCCAUCUGGUUGUACUACAGAAGGUCAAGACCCCUUUUGACUGACCAAUGAGGCUGGUACUUCAACAAUCACCAGUUGGUCAUGUCUCAUCAAAAGGCUGUGGCUUGAAUCUGUAGCAGCAAUGAGUCUGAGGUGAAAAUGGUGCUGUGUACAAAAGCAGAGUAUCUGUGCCUGAGUUAUGUCCUUUAUACAAAUUGACAUUGCAAUAUGGGACUGGUUUCAUGAUCAACUGACCCCUAAUGCUAUGUUGUCUUUUUAUUCUUCAAAAUUCAUGUGCCGCUACGAAUUCCUACAAAAUGUUAAUGUGACUUAUUGAAGUGAAGGUGGAGCUUAUGUUUUAAGUCAUGAAGCUAUGAGCAAAUUGUAUUAGCAAAGCAGAAACAACAAAUGGGUAAACCUCUGGGGACUAUAAAUUUAAUUUUAUUGAAUUCAUAUAUUCUUCCCAAACUGCAUUUUCUUCUUUUAAAACACCAGAUUGUAUAUAAAACAGGAUACCAUCCCUCGGGUACAGAUUUUUUUUAAAACCCUGACAUCUAUCUAAUUCAGUAUUGAGAGAUCUGGCAAUAUCUGUAUUCAGAGACAUUUAGUUUAGUAAAGUUUGAAUACUGCCAAGUAAAAUAUGACUUUGCAAUUUUGAUUAAAUUUUUGAAUAUUUUACAGAAUCUGAAGCUUACCCUGUCCUCUUCUUGGGUCCUAACACCUGAAUUAAUUAACUUUUGUCAGGAUCCAUUCUGCUUUUGUUGCUGCUCUUGUACAAGACACAUAUCAACCUACUUUAUAUUGCUUCCAGUACCUUGAAUUGCAUAUCAUCUGUGAAAUGAUGGACCACUUUCCAUUCCAUUGCUAACCCCAUUAAACAGUGUUGUAAGGAAUUAAUAUGAAGUCCUGUUUCUGCAUAGUUCUGAUGGGAUGAAUCAACGGAGAAUAAUCCAAUGAAUAUUAAAGAUAUGUCUUGCACAGAUCUAAUUUCUACAAUGCUACAUUCCCAACAGCUCUGACAGAUAUGCGACUUUUACCUUUUUUGCUGUUCCAGUUUCACAGUCUGCAUUGGUUUCCAGUUAAAAUUGGUGGUGAUUUGGAGGUUGUCGAUAUGAUCACUGCAAAUAUUGCCCAACUUAUUGAACUGGUGUACCCAUCAACUUUUGACAGUAUAGAAACUGAGAGUCAGAAGAAGACCGCCUUUUUUAACUUUCAGUGGCAGUCCUGAGAUUCUUCUUUUCUUAAUCAUUUUUCAUUUUGUUUGUCUCUGACCCAGUGCAUCGAUAUUCUUAUACAUUUCCUGUCUUUUACUGCUGACUGUAUUUGCCAAAACCAUUUUUCUCAACUGUAUAUCUUGCCUUACAACAUGUUUCAAGUUAUUCUGCAUGCAUUUCACCAUUCUUCUCAUGAAUUAGCUCCUGAUAGUCAAUAUCUCCUUAAUCAUCUGUCUUCUAACCACUGUUCUUAUUGCAAUCUACUUUACACCAACUUUAGUUAACCUGUUGCUCUACCUUGAACUAGUUUGGAACAAGAUUUUGGAACAGGCUACCACAAAAAGCGGUCAAAGUGAAAAGUGUGGAUGCAUUUAAAGUGAAAGUAGGUGCGCAUUGAGGGAGAAACGGAUAGAAAGCCGUAACGGUGCGUUUUGAUGAGAAAAGAUGGGAGGCUGAAGUGGAGAAUAAAUACUAAUUGAGUGGUUGGUCUGAAUAGCCUGUUGCUGUGCUCUACAUGCUAUGUAAACCUACAUGGGAGAAAGAAAAAUUGGUGAGAGAGAAAGAAAAUUUUGGAAAUUGUGCCAUUUUACUAAUGGCACAGUAAAUACUUAAAGAAGCAGCAAACUACUCCAAUGAUACAAAUUAUUCUACCUCAGACAUUAUACUGCAUUAUUGCACAAUUUUGAUUUCAAACCUGCACUUGAAUAUUUGGAAAGUUGUUUGGACGUUGUGAUGCAGCAGAGCAAAUUGUUAAUUCUCAGUAUAGUACAUCAGAUUUAUCUGAGCUGAGCCAUGUUAUGGCUCAUUAAACUCAAAUAUCACUAGCAUAAAGCCAUGAGAUUGCAAAAAGCUUUACAUCUGGGACACUUAAUGCUGAUAUCAAAUGUAUCUUGAUCUGUGACCCCCAUGUGUAGCUUUGUACCGAUUUCAUCUCAAAGUCAUUCUUUCACUCUAAAGAUUGUUUUAGACCUU
Rhincodon typus (whale shark) is the source of this 5479-nucleotide messenger RNA. RefSeq names its product nuclear cap-binding protein subunit 1 (gene ncbp1). The coding region runs from base 187 to 2565 and encodes 792 amino acids. The transcript has 23 exons. The record is from RefSeq and is a predicted model, not a curated record. Lineage: Eukaryota; Metazoa; Chordata; Chondrichthyes; Orectolobiformes; Rhincodontidae. Gene Ontology annotation, molecular function: protein binding; mRNA binding; RNA cap binding. Gene Ontology annotation, cellular component: nuclear cap binding complex; nucleus. Gene Ontology annotation, biological process: nuclear-transcribed mRNA catabolic process, nonsense-mediated decay; mRNA export from nucleus; regulation of mRNA processing.